GACUUCAGUCUUUACUCAACACGACUCACGAAAGGUUCGGCUCGGGGCUGAUCGGAGUGGUGCUAAAUUGGACACUCGUCGAUUCGCGCACACUGUAAACAAUUGCAUCGUCAUUAAUCAGCUUGUAAUUAAGCUUACACCGUCCUCAGAUUAACUGUUUAUAAAGUGCUCAAGUGUCUUCUUAGAAUAUUAGAGGAACCUGUUCAACGUUCUACGACAACUGUGUUGGGAGGGGCAAUCUGAAUUGACACUCGAUUUACUAAUCACAUCCGUGAAAAACCCCACUGUAACGAAGGUUUAUCCGUGCUUCUUUGUUGUCAAUUUUUUCGCCUGCCGCUGCUCAGCUGUUCCCCAGUGUUACAAGACGUGGAAUAAAAGAAGCAACAAUGGCACACGAUUUUGAUUUUGAUCUGGAAGAGGCCCUUAAGCGAGAAGGAAUCAACAAGGAUGAGCUAAAAGCCCUGAGGACCCCGGCUGUCGAAGGAGUUCCGUUCGAAAUCACCGAUAAACUACUGGCUUGCUUCUACGAUGCGUGCAACAAAAAAGUAGAAGACGCACGAAAAGUUUUGAAAAUCUACUACGAAGUCAAGAAAUCUGCUCCGGAGCUGUUCAACAACAGAGAUCCAUUUGAUGCAAAGAUACGACAUUGUUUUCAGCAUCAAGAUUAUUUUCCGUUACCUCCAACUCCUGCCGGGUACUCGGUGAUUUAUCACAGAUUAAGCAGCCCGAAAGCAUCGAACUACAACUUCAAUGACGCUGUCAAAACAUACUUCAUGCUGCUAGAUUCUUGUCUUUACACCCAGGGACCUCGUCCAGGAUUGAUAUGCCUAUUCGACAUGAGCAACGUCGGAUUAACACAUCUACUACGGGUCAACAUGACAACCUUACGAAAUUUCUUCCAUUACCUCCAAGAUGCAUUGCCCGCCAAACUGAAAGCCAUCCACGUGUUGAAUGCCGUCUCUUUCUUCGAUAAAGUCCUGUACCUUAUCAAACCGUUUCUCCGUGCCGAAAUUCUCAAUAUGCUUUUCCUACACCCCGUAAAUGCCAAUCUAGAUAAGCUGUACGACGAGUGGAUUCCUCGCAGUUGCCUUCCGUCGGAUUAUGGCGGGGAGCUGAAAUCGGUAGCAGAACUGCACCAGGACCACAUUAAGAAGUUUGAGCAAAUGCAACCUUUCUUCAUCGCAGAGGAACGGGUGCGGACUGGAAAAUCCAAUUUGAUAGACGAAACACGGGAAAAAAUUAAAUCUCUCGACAUAGAUUAGCAUAUUUUAUUUGUGACUUUUUUUCAAUAAUAUCUACUAGCUGGAUUCCAAGUUAGGUUAUUACUGUAAUUAGGUAUGCAGAUCCCUACUUGAGGCAAGCAAUAUUCAUCCGGUGCCGAUGGUUUUUAAUGUUAAUUGAGAGAAUCAUGUGUUGCUACCGAACAACACUAGUAAUGUGAUAUUUUUUUUAUCUUCAGUACGUGUUUAAGAGGAAAUAAAACAAAGGGAGGGAAUUGGGCUUACAAGUAUUUUUAACCAAACGAAAACAAAUAAAUAGAAAACCUUGAAAUACUU
Uranotaenia lowii is the source of this 1556-nucleotide messenger RNA. RefSeq names its product alpha-tocopherol transfer protein-like. Bases 387 to 1262 code for a protein of 291 amino acids. NCBI's taxonomy places the organism in Eukaryota, Metazoa, Arthropoda, Insecta, Diptera, Culicidae. Gene Ontology annotation, molecular function: phosphatidylinositol bisphosphate binding. The record is from RefSeq and is a predicted model, not a curated record. The transcript has 4 exons. Gene Ontology annotation, cellular component: membrane.